Molecule: messenger RNA, 1921 nt
Organism: Erigeron canadensis
Lineage: Eukaryota; Viridiplantae; Streptophyta; Magnoliopsida; Asterales; Asteraceae
Product: probable LRR receptor-like serine/threonine-protein kinase At1g67720
Exons: 8
Coding region: 180-1730 (516 amino acids)
Molecular function (GO): protein binding
Source: RefSeq, a predicted model, not a curated record
UUCUAUUCUAUUCUUUACUUGAUUCCAAUUCCAUUACUCGGUCAUCCUAACGACCCUGUCAACUCCAUUACACUUUCCUCUAAUCCAUCAAACCCAAAAGUUCAAAAAUCUUCAACUUCAAUUCUAUUCAUGAUCAUUAUAUCAUUUUUGGAACAUUUCAUUUCUUAACUAACUCAACCAUGUUUCAUAUCUUCCAAUAUAUUGUUUUGGCUCUCACUUUACUUCCCUUUUCUUUCUCUCAACCCCCGAGAGCCGUCCUCAUAGACUGCGGUGCCACCACGACCUCGGUGAUCAACGGUCGAGAAUGGGUCCCGGAUGGUGGAUUUAUAUCUACAGGUGUUUCAAGAAACAUAACACAACCAACUGACGUUGUUAAUAAAACUUUGUCAACUGUUAGAUUGUUUCCUUUGCUUCAAAACAAUAAUCGUCGUAGGAAGUUUUGUUAUGUGGUCCCAGUUUAUCGGUCGGCUAAGUAUCUUGUUAGGAGUACUUAUUAUUAUGGUGGUGUUAAUGAUGGGGCUGCUUUUCCUCCGGUUUUUGAUCAAAUUGUUGAUGGGACUUUAUGGAGUGUGGUGAAUACGACCGAGGAUUAUGUUAAGGGAGACGCGUCGUAUUAUGAAGGGGUUUUUCUUGCUGCUGGGAAGUCGAUGAGUUUUUGUUUGGCUUCUAAUACUUACACGGAAUCUGAACCUUUUAUAUCCGCUUUGGAGUUUGUGAUGUUGGCAGAUUCUUUGUAUAACUCGACAGAUUUUGGGAAUUCUAGUCUUAGAUUGGUUGCAAGGCAUAGUUUUGGAUACAACGGUUCGCUGAUAAGAUAUCCUGAUGAUCAAUUUGAUCGGUAUUGGGAGCCAUAUGGUGAAAAUAAUCCUACAACUUCAAGAGGAGAAAAUGUAUCGAUCAAUGGUUUUUGGAACCUUCCUCCAUUGAAAGUAUUUCAGACACAAUUGAUGAUUAACCAACUACGGCCACUAGAGUUACAAUGGCCUCUUGAACCUCUGCCGAACUCAAUCUACUACAUUGCACUCUACUUUGCAGAAGAAACCGGGACAUCAAGAAGUUUCAGUAUUAGCAUAAAUAACGUUACAUAUUAUAGCGAUCUUAAGGUUCCACAAUCUGGUGUUGCAUUGUUUGCAAACCAUUGGCAGCUUUCUGGUCUAACAAAGAUUAUACUCACCCCUACUAAUGGAUCUACUUCUGGUCCUCUCAUUAAUGGUGGUGAAAUUUUUGAAGUUCUGCAAGUUGCUGGAAGAACACACACAAGAGAUGCAAUUGGCUUGACCCGUUUGAAGGAAAGUUUCCAGAACCCACCAUUUGAUUGGAAUGGUGAUCCGUGUUUACCCAAGGAGAAUUCAUGGACUGGGAUUACUUGUUCUGGAGGAUCCAAUAUUCGCGUGACUGGAUUAAACCUUACGAGCAUGGGGCUUUUGGGAUCAUUAUCUCCCAAUAUAGCAAACUUGACUGCCCUAAGUGACUUAUGGCUUGGGAACAAUAACUUAUCAGGACCAAUUCCUGAUCUCGGUACAUUAAGGAUGUUAAAGACUAUACAUUUGGAAGACAAUGAGUUCAAUGGACCGAUCCCCUCGUCUCUGGGAAAUCUUGACAGAUUGCAGGAACUAUUCCUACAAAACAACAAUUUGACCGGUCAAAUUCCAAGCAGCCUCACAGGGAAACCCGGAUUGAACUUAAGGGUUUCUCCUGGUAAUUCACUUUUGGUCCCACCAAAUCCUUGACCACAAAUCUGUGAAAUCAUCUAUACAAGAUAUCUCACCAACUCAUAAGAUGAUGUCAUUCAAGCUUCUUGAUAGAGUUUUUCUUUUGUUACCCAUUUGUUGAUUAGUUGAAAUUGUAUAGCUUUAUUUUGACAACUGAUUUCUUAUAUUUUUAUCAUCAUCAUCUAAUUAACUAAAGUUGAGUGAACAAA